CCGGUUGUUGCAGUCUAUUAUUUCCGGUUGUUGCAGUGUGUUUCUCCUGCAGUCAUGCUGAGUGCGGUGGGGGAGAGCCUGCUUUCUCAGGCCCGGGAGCUGCCGGACGCGGAGCUGUUGGGGUUCAGUUCGCGCUCCGUGUCCCCCCAGCCGGGGCCGCACACUCUGGACGCCCUGCGGCGGCUGCACCUGGUGCUGGCGGCCGGGGGGCAGCGAAGGGGCCGGGGGGGUCUGGGGCCCGGCUUCCCGGAGCGUCUGGAGGCCAUGCUGGGCGAGCUGUCCAUCCCGGGCCAGGUCCGGGCCGUGUGUGCCGCCAUCCUGUGCGAACUGGCCCCCGGGCCGCCCCUGGGACUGAGCGGGACGGACAGCAUGGCGGCCUCGGUGCUGCUCGCCCGGGGCAAUGACUGCGAGCUGCUGGCCCUGGGCCACAGAGUGUGCCGGCUCCUGGAGCCCCGGGCCCCCGAGGGCCACAGCCUGAGAGCCCUGCUGCCUGUGCUGCUGAGAGUGGUGAUCCUGCGGCCGGAGCUGCUGGACGAGGACCAGGUGAACGUGGUGAACAGGAAGCUGGCGGACUGGCUGCGGUAUGCCACCAUGCACCCGGGCGGACCCCCGACACCGGGCGGCUUCUUCACCAGCCCCCGCAACAAGCAGCCCAGUCUGGUGGCCGAAGUGGACGGGGCUGUGGCUACCGACUUCUUCACUGUGCUGAGCUACAGUCAGCAUUAUACCGAAGAAAAAUGGCUGAAUGUGUGCGGCUUUUCCGUGCUGCGAAGCUGGUUGCUGCGUUACGGCGCAGCGGUGACGGCUGGCUGUUCAGACGACCGGUCAGAAACCGACGGCUCUGUCAUUUCAAUGGUGUCUGCAUCCUCCACAACAAGCCGACUGCUGCCGCCACGGGAAAGGCUGAGGGAGAAGGGAUACGAGUACUGUGUACGACUAGUGGAACAAAGUAACCGCAAACCUCUGAAGAAGAUGGACGCCGAUCUGCAGAGAGCGUGCCUGGUCGAAGCUGUCACUUUAAUGGACCUCAUCUGUAAACAGGAUGUCACCUACCUGUACCGCACGCUUCCUCUGCUUAAGAUCUUGCAGGGGCGGCUUUGCACAGACCCUUCUCUGGCUGCAGUGCUACUUCCAGUUGCCCAGUUCUUCCUAAAUCACAGCGAAGCUGCUGCGGUGGAUGCGGAAGCCAUGUACAGACAUUUAUUUUCCAAGGUUCCGUCUGAGCUAUUUCACCAGCCGCUCUUUGCAUUUCAGUUUAUCAGGUUUUGCAGGGCCAACAGCUGCUUCCUUGGGGAGAAUGUGGAGGCCUUCAGAGGGAGCUUUCCCAAUCUGCUGAAGUUUUUGGCAUGGAAUUGCCCUUCUCUUAUAUCGGAGUUUCAGAUUUUGCUUCCUGCUCUCAUCACUUUAGAAUCAGGAAUUGAAAUUCUUCAUUCAUUGCUUGACCUGCCAUGUCUGACCGCUGCUUUAGAGAUCCAACUCAAGUCUGUUGCAGUUUCUGAAAAAUCUGUUAUGGACACGGCAACAAUCCCGACCAGCUCGGCAGAGCCCUUCCGACAUCCAAUCUACAAGAGAAUGUUCCAGUAUCUCUUGCGCAAUGAGGCAUGGUCUUUGCCUCCACCAGAAGGUUUCCUUGUGCUCCGAAAAUUCCUUGCAGACACUAGUAACUCUCCUCGUGUCUUGCAGUGUGCACAAAUUGUGCCAUGCCUCCUUCAGGUUUAUUUUCUCACAGUUCUAAAGCUUGCAGAUGGGGAUCUAAUCCACAAACUGGUUCUGACCAUUCUGGAAAGAAGCCAUAAUCUCUACAACUCUGGAAAUUUCCCAUCUGAGGUUCACAAAGUCCUUAGUUCUCAUCUUUCCCAUCUUUGCCGCUUACAUCCUUCAGUAGUUGUGGAAUUGGCAAAAGAGCUCCUGGAGUUUAUAAGUACGAUUGGUAAUGUCCAAAGCAAGGAACCCCUAUUCACACGUGUGGUAUGGGCCAUGGGUGAAUAUUUGUCUGUUUUCUAUGACCGAAGAUGCACUGUGGAUCAAGUGAACAGGUUUUUUGAAGUUUUGGAGGCUUUGCUUUUUGAGAUUACACAGGUUCGUGGUGCUUCAAGUGCUCCUGUGUGUUCCCCACGUGUUAUCACCACACUUAUGACUACUCUUGCUAAACUGGCCUCCCGCAGUCAGGAUCUGAUUCCCAGAGUUUCUCUGUACUUGUCUAAGAUGCGGUCAUGUGUGCAAAGCUCAACCAUGAUCUCUGUUUAUGGAGAAGAAGACAGUGAACAAAUUCUUAUUAGAGCUACAGAGCUUCUAAACCUUCUCAAACUACCCAGUGUGGCACAGUUUGUACUGACCCCUUCCCCUGAGGUCCGAAAUCCAAGUUAUCACCAUGACAAGUGUUCGUUUUUACCGCUCGCUCUUCGCACCUCGAGCCGCUUAUUGGACAAAGAUAGGUUCCAGAGUGAUUGACGGUGGACAUUUCUUGUCUUCUAUUCUGAGCAACUUAAAAAAAAAAAAAAGGGAAACAAAUCUUGCACUGUAUUACAAUGUCAGGUUACAACUUGUUUUUUGUUUGCCUGCAAAGGCAUUUGUUUCACAUUUGCACUGCUAAGAAAAAGUAUUUUGCACAUAAUCUACAUGUAUUAUAAGGGAAUAAUUGCAGAACACGCAGACUAGAUAGCAUUUUAAUCUUAUUACAGUACAGGAGCCAAUAUAAGAAAAUGUACACAAGGAUGAAAAAAAUACAGCUUCUGAUUAAGCUUACAAUCCGUAAUUAUUUAACCUUGUCAUUUAGGUCCAGCAAAUAUUAUUGUGGACUUUAAUUACUGAAGCACAAUUUGUGUAUUUAUGGAACUUGCUCAAAAAUAAUCUAGUCUGUAAAGCAGGGUCUUAAAGUUCAUGCGCGGCCCCCUUAAUAUAUAACCGGCCUGGAUCAAUCUAUCCUAGAAUAGACCGAUGUCUGAGUUUUUGACUGAGUCAGGUUUUAUUUGCAGAGGUUCAGCAGACAGAGCAGGGAAGCAACCUUCAUUUCCAGCUCAGCCAUACUAUAGCUGUGUAUUUUGUGUAUCUAUGUGGGAAUUGGCACCCAUCUGGUAUUAUGAGUCUCUGGCCCCUAUAAAAGAUGGCCCCGUGUUAUUUGACUGUCAGACUAAGCUUUAGCACCAUUUGUGAUGUGACUGUGAUCCUAAACUGCACUGAACACUUUAUUAUUAUUAUUAACAUAAUAAUUAUAGAAAGGAUUCAGUGAUUGUCCUGAGUGAUCAUAAUAAGCUCUGGAAUCAAUACUGAUUGGUAAAGUGGGAGGAAUUCCAGUAGCUGAGCAUGAACUGUGGCAAAGUUGGGGGAAGGCUAUUUUUGGUGUAAAAAAUGAAUAUCCCCAAAAGGAACUUUUGGCAUCAAAUUUAAUUUUUAUAAAACAAGUGAACCGGUUCGGGGUUUAAGUUUCUAGUAAAAGGAGACUAAAAGUAAGUAGAGGGUUUUGCACGGAGAGCAGCUGGUUUGUCGUUUUAGCUGUUGAAUAGUUUGAGUGUCCGAAUGCUGCACUCCGGAGUAACGGGCUACACACUGCGUUCUGAACCAACGGCUCUCAAUGCAAAACCCUCUGCUUGAUUUUAGCUUCACCCGUCUGCAAGAAAUACACCAUGUACCGGUGUAACCCAUUACUCCGGAGUGCAGGAGCUUAAAUAAUGCAUUAUUCACUAGGCACUUAGUAUGUAUUGAAUCCUACAGACUGCCAGUAAUAUGCCAAUAAA
Messenger RNA from Pelobates fuscus (common spadefoot toad), 3734 nucleotides. It is a transcript of the gene AP5Z1, whose product is annotated as adaptor related protein complex 5 subunit zeta 1. The transcript has a single exon. Bases 55 to 2451 code for a protein of 798 amino acids. Gene Ontology annotation, cellular component: AP-5 adaptor complex. The record is from RefSeq and is a predicted model, not a curated record. Lineage: Eukaryota; Metazoa; Chordata; Amphibia; Anura; Pelobatidae.